AUGCUGGAUUACACAAACCUGUGGAGAUCCUGUAACUGCGGACGUGACAAUUUGAACUUAUUGAAAAAUAAAUGUAACAACACAGAAGGAGUCUAUGAUUUGGCAUGCUAUAUAAAAUAUAAGAAAUCUCUUGUGUCCGUCUGCGAAUGGAAAGGAGACAUAACAACCUCAUACACACUGUACACACAACAGAGGAGAUGUAGUUGUGUAAAUGUACAUCAGAAGAGCGGAAUUUGGACUUCUGAUUACUUUAACGUUAUCUCAAAUUGGAAUGUGACAGCUCACGUUAUUGCAAGCAGUGGAUAUCCGCACUGGUGCACCUACAAAAAUUUCAGUGGAAUUCCAUCCAAGAUUACAAUGUGUGGACCUUAUUCAAAACUAACUUACAAAAGAAGCUCAGGCCAUCUGACUGUGCAGGUGGAGUGGGGAGAUGAAAGUAAAUAUAUUAAAAACUUCUUUGUAGAGUACAAAGAGUUCAACACUACAAGCUGGAAAGAGCAACAGUCUAAAAACAACAAAGAAUGUGUUUUGUGGAAUCUGACAUCAUCUCUGCCUUACGAGCUGCGAAUACGUUGUGAUCCCACCGAAGAGUGUGUGCAGUGUCCUCGUAGUGAGGUCAUCGUGGUUCCACCGGAACUCACAGAUGCACCAUCAAUCCAGCUGGAGAUUCAAGACCAUAUACAAAAUUGUUUUAUAUCACCAGGACAGAGAAAAGCAGUUGUGAAGUGGGAGUAUGCAAACUGUGAAGCUGUGGCUUACUACAAUGUGACAGUGAGGAAAGUAUCUGGGGAACCCAGCAAUCAGGACAGUUUCAGAACUGAAGAUUCAUCGCUCACCCUGAUCCUGUCUUACUCUGCAUACAACAUCAGUAUCAGAGCUGUAAACACUGCUGGAUCGUCUCCUGCUUCCAGUAUAGCCACUGAGCAAAUGGAUGAAUGGAGAGAUUCGUUUGGGCCAUUCAGUGUCAACAUAACCAGCAACAACAAUUUUAGUCUGUCCUGGAACAGUUCCAUCUCAAGUGUUUGUUACUCUGUGGAGUGGUGGGCCAAAGGACAGAUACCAACUUUUUGUCCAUUCUACGAAAAGCAGACGCACAAAGAAAUAACUGGGAAAACUGACAGCUUUUUUCAGCCAUAUACAAGAUAUUAUUUUGUCCUGCACACCAGACCGUACCCAGACACCUGCAACAUGAAGAAUGUAAACAACAGUGAGACGACCUAUGGCACAGCCCAAGUUUACUUCACUGAAGGAAGUCCUACCAGUGCUCCUGGGAAUGUGAGCAUUUUGAAUAUUACCCAGCAUUCCUCAGUAAUCACAUGGUGCCCCAUGUCUGAGGAAGACCUGCGUGGAUUCUUAUUAGGCUACUACAUCUACUUGACAUGGGACAAUAAUGAAACAUCCUUCACAGUGGAUCCUAGCGUAAUCAGUUAUGUGCUGCAGAAUCUUGAAAGCAACAGUGUGUACCGCGUGCAGCUGUCUGCAUUUACAGCGGCUGGAGAAGGAGAGCGGAGUGAUUUCAAACACUUUGUCACAAACCCACUAGAAUUCACAGCUUUGAACAGCAUUAUAGCCGCGGUCGUUGUGGGAAUAAUAAUUCUUUUACUAGCAGUUCACCUCAGCUGUCGACUUCUGCACAGAGCCAAGAAACUGCUGUGGCCGAAUAUACCAAAUCCUGAGAACAGCAACGCUGUUCAGAAAAUUGAAAUUGCCUAUGAACUGGGUAUCCUGGAGCUACUGAACAGACAGAGGUUAGAGGAAAGUGAGGGAUGUGAUUCCAGUACAGUGUGUGUCGUUGGGAGCAAGAGGGAGGCAUCUCCUCUCUGUAGCCCUCCCACUGCUCAGGCUGGUGUGCCCACCACCCUUCUCCUCAGUGAAGAUGAGGACAGCCCAUCCAUCCCAGAGCAGAUCGCACCACCUGACACCCCAACACAAGUCCCCACCAACGAGUCAGGUUCCACAGAGACCUUCCCUAUGGACUUUAAUAAGACAGACUCCACUUUGAACACUUCUGUUGAUGAAGAAAUCACAACCUUUGUAAGCAAAGACCCUGGAGAGACCAUCUCCAACAGGACAGGAUCGGACUUCAUUCCAACAUCCCAACCUGAAGUGGUUUUCAUGAGCGAUUACACUACCAUGGAAAUCUUCCAGCAGGUCACUAUGGCUGGGAUUCAGGGUCCAUCCAUGCAAACAGUGAAACCUGGAUUGGUUCCUGUACAUCCAGGGCAGGAUUAUGUAAGGCAGUCCUAUUUUUUACAAGAAACAGUCCAGUAAUCCACCAGGGGCAUGUAACGGAAUUAUUGAACCCAGAAAUCACAGUGCUCUGAGAUGCUUUUAUACGGUGAUUUAGAAAACAUUUACUGUAUAGACACAGUCCCUCUGGAGCACCCUGAGAUUAGGAGCCUCAUUUAAGGGUACAACGUUCAUUGUCGUGUUGCUGACUGAGCUUUAACCGCUACUCAACACCUCCUAUAAAAGAUGGAAUACGCCACUUGUAUUGACAGUGAAUUGGACCCAGGUCUCCGAAUUCUACCUCUGAAGCACCAGUGCUCACGACAGA
Sinocyclocheilus rhinocerous is the source of this 2557-nucleotide messenger RNA. Its product is annotated as interleukin-31 receptor subunit alpha-like. Lineage: Eukaryota; Metazoa; Chordata; Actinopteri; Cypriniformes; Cyprinidae. Gene Ontology annotation, cellular component: signaling receptor complex; external side of plasma membrane. The transcript is spliced from 15 exons. Gene Ontology annotation, molecular function: cytokine receptor activity; cytokine binding. Gene Ontology annotation, biological process: cytokine-mediated signaling pathway. Bases 1 to 2271 code for a protein of 756 amino acids. The record is from RefSeq and is a predicted model, not a curated record.